Carassius gibelio (silver crucian carp) is the source of this 903-nucleotide messenger RNA. RefSeq names its product homeobox expressed in ES cells 1-B-like. The transcript is spliced from 3 exons. Gene Ontology annotation, cellular component: nucleus. The coding region runs from base 196 to 792 and encodes 198 amino acids. The record is from RefSeq and is a predicted model, not a curated record. Gene Ontology annotation, biological process: regulation of transcription by RNA polymerase II. Lineage: Eukaryota; Metazoa; Chordata; Actinopteri; Cypriniformes; Cyprinidae. Gene Ontology annotation, molecular function: RNA polymerase II cis-regulatory region sequence-specific DNA binding; DNA-binding transcription factor activity, RNA polymerase II-specific.
AGUGGAUCUUCAAAAGUUAAUUUCCUUUGACUUCAACCUUUACAAAAAGGUGUUAAUGGACCAAUAUUAAAAACAUUAAUACCUCAGUUAAAACGAACCAGGGGGUACAAAUACAACCCAGCUUCAUGUCAUUAUUGUGAGGGCAAGAGAAGAGAGUACACAGUCACAGCAGCUUCUGUAGGCCCCUACUUGAACAUGGCAACUCAGAAAUAUUCAAACUUCUCUAUUGAUUACAUUCUGGGAGACGACAGCAAAGAAACAGCAGAAUCACCUGGACUUGAUAAUCCAGCAUCUUCUCAGGAUUUCCCAGGACACUUGACCAAACUGGACCUACUCUACCAGGAUGGAUCUAGAGGUCAUUGUGAGCAUGCAGCACUGAUGGUGAACAUUCCAUCUCCAUCAUGGAAUGCAGGAAUGUACUGCUGCUGUGCUCCAAUCUCCUAUUAUCAGCCGGCUUUUAAUUCAGAGUACUAUGCAGCUCAAUCGUGGCCUUUUGCCGUGUCAGGUUGUGAUACAGCUGAGAAUCACUGCCACCAAACUGUAGCUCAGAGACAGCGCAGUCGAAUCCGAACGGUUUUCACCGAGAACCAGACGGAGACUCUCGAGCGGCUCUUCGCAAUCACCGACUACCCGAGCGCUGAAACCCGGGCGGAGUUAGCCAGAAACACCGGCCUCAGCGAGGAGACUGUGCGGGUCUGGUUCAAGAAUCGACGUGCACGUAGAAAGAGACAGACAACCUGCACAGACAAAAACACGAGGAGCACUCAAGAGGAUCAUCCUGAAUCAGAUUAAUUUAUGACUGAAUUAUAUCAACACAGACUUAAUGGCUUUUAAGAAUUGUUUUUAAAAGUAACCUACACUUUUUUUUUGCAGUGUAGCCUAAAUGUACAUUUUAUACGAAUA